CGAUUUCAGUUCGUCAAAACAAUUUUAAACUUCGCUCAAUUGCGUUGAGUGUCAGUCGCGAUCGCAGCACGUGACGUACCAACUCUUUGAUGUUAAUCAGCGGCGGCAAACAUGUUAGAUGGUCCGGGAAAAGGAGCGAGGGUGUGUCCGUGUGCGUUCCGUGAACAGGUGCACUGAGGUGGGCGGGGGUGUUCCGCUUUUCUACGCCGGGCAUGUUCCAACAUAUCCACAGACUACACUACACGCUAAACAGCUGCAGCACAGCAGCGGCGGCAGCAGCCGCAGUAGCAGUGGCGAUGUAAUCCCACCACCCGAGAUGUGGAUUUGACCGUCUUUUUGGCGUCAGAGCGUUCCGGCGAUGUCUCUUCCAGCCAAAGCGACGCGCGACGGACUGCUGGAGAAGCGCAGCGGUGGUCUCCUGCAAAUAUGGAAGAAGAAGCGUUGCGUGCUGACCGACGAGGGGCUCCGUUUGCGCGGCUGCAUGGGUCAGUCGGCCGCAGGUCACGUACCCUGCGCGGCGUGGAGCUCGGGCUCCAGAGUCAAAGAGCUGCUCUUCGAGCGCAUGGUGACGGUGGACUGCGUGGAGUACAAGCGAGGAUUAGUGUACUUCACCGUGGUCAUGAACACCGGCAAGGAGAUCGACUUCCGCUGUACGCAGGACGGUACGGCGUGGAACGCGGAGAUCGCCUUGGCUCUGGUCCGCUACAAGAACCUCCAAGCCGUGCAGACUGGGAGGAAGAGACUCAUUUCCACCGCUCAUCUGAGCGGCACCGAGGAGGAUGACGAGAUGUGACAAUUUAAGUGGAAGUAUGAGUACUUGCAUGAAAGAAAAAUACAGCAUUUCGACAUCCUUGGCGUGAAGCAAUAAGAAGGGCUCCCAGGUCUUUUCCAAACGACGGGAAGAAGCAGUUGAUGCGUUACAUGAACAUUGUCAGACAGAGGUCCUUUUCUCUUAUUUCCGACAUGGAUAACCACGUGCUAUGAAGUCACUGACACUUGGAUUCUUUCACCUUUUGCGUCUUGAUAUUUCGCAAACCUCUUCCACAAGUCAUUUUGUCUCUGCUUUUGAUGGGGAAAAAAAAUACUGUUUGACUGACUUAUAAACUACCGCAAUACAGACUGAUAAUAUUAGCAAGCUUGUCCGAGGACUAUCAUGAAGAAUAACCAUUUUUGCUGUCAUUCCUGGUACAAUUUUUGUUUUCAUAAAAUGUCAUAUGGUAUAAAUAAAACAUUACUAAUACUA
This is a messenger RNA of Hippocampus zosterae (dwarf seahorse), 1243 nucleotides long. RefSeq names its product pleckstrin homology-like domain, family A, member 3 (gene phlda3). The record is from RefSeq and is a predicted model, not a curated record. NCBI's taxonomy places the organism in Eukaryota, Metazoa, Chordata, Actinopteri, Syngnathiformes, Syngnathidae. Gene Ontology annotation, biological process: positive regulation of apoptotic process. Gene Ontology annotation, molecular function: phosphatidylinositol phosphate binding. Bases 359 to 793 code for a protein of 144 amino acids. The transcript is spliced from 2 exons.